Molecule: messenger RNA, 3304 nt
Organism: Actinia tenebrosa (Australian red waratah sea anemone)
Lineage: Eukaryota; Metazoa; Cnidaria; Anthozoa; Actiniaria; Actiniidae
Source: RefSeq, a predicted model, not a curated record
AAACGUCACGUGACUGUAAUCCAGCACCUACCUGAUCUGAGUCUUCAAUGUCUACAGGUCAGCUGAAAUUCGCUUCCUGUGAUAUGUUGAUUUUCUAACUGUCCUUAAACUUAUGAUUUUCGAACUUGUGUAAGUAAUUUAUAAUGAGUAAAUCAUCACCUAUAUACAUUUCUGAUGAUAGCGAGGAUGAGAAAGAGAAAAACUGCAGCGAUCGUGUUUUUGAGGAGGUAUUUUCCGAGGAUGACAACUCGAUGCCAGGAAGCUGUGUUUUCAAGCAUUUCUCACCUCUCACUCCAGUGAAAGUCAAGAGAGAAGCAGAAGAAACAACUCCUACCAAAUCACCUUUGAAUGUCUCUCCAAAAAUUAAGAUUACUGUUGAUAAGGAUCGUUUAAAAUGGUUGUCCGGGGUUAUUAAACUAGCUAGCGUUUCUCCUGUCAAGUAUGAAAGCUCAACUUGUGAGGGCGUGUGUACCGCGACAAGUAAAGCUGUCAAACAUUUAGAGAUGCCAGACAUAGAGGACCACCUUCUACAGCCUUCAAGUUCAUACAGAGUCCCUCAAGAGACUGAAAAAGAGGAUCAUAAAGAUCACCUCCAGCUAUCUUCAAAGUCUACAAAUGAGGAAAGCUUACCUUCUUUGCCUUGGUCACACUCACCCUUGUCAUAUAAAAAUUCUCCAGAUAAGCCAACAUUUUCCAGUAGAACACCAAAGAAGUCAAAUCUUCAGAAAGCAAUUGAAUCUCCAAGAAAAGUUGGUAUAUUUGGUUCACCUCAGAAACCUCUAAAACAAAUGUUCAUCUYAGAGGAAGUUUUCUCUCCCAAAAAGUCAAUGGGAAGUCCUUCUGAAAAAAUAGAAGACACAUCUCAUCACACACCACCCCUGCAUGCUUGUCAUUUCAAUGGUUAUGUUUCUGUUCACAAGCUUGAAAGACCAGUAUUCCCAUUUUCAGAAUUCCAGCUCAUUGUGUUAGAAGGUAUCAAAGAGGAAGGUUUAGUAGCUAAAUAUAUUGACACACUUAUAAGUUAUGUGUCCAAGUACAGGAAGCCUCCACCAGAAAUAUGUUUCUACCUUUUAAGUGAAGUUCUGUUGAAAUCUGAUUCUAUUUCCUUAGCAACAAAAUGUUUUUGGGCAUUGAAAAGGAUUCAAGCACUACACCCUUCUGUGCCAGAGCAAAUGGAGAAGACUUGCAUCACCUGGGAGACAAUUGAAAUGAUCGUAGAAAGAAUGGAGUUAACAGGAUGUAGAUGUAAGAAAAGUGAAGAUUCUAAUGACCAACCUUGCAUCAGGUCUUUUAGUGCUUUCAAAGCUUUGGCAUUCUUGAUCAAUAUCAUGGAAUCAGAGGCAGUAAGAAAGCAGUUUUGUCUAAGAAGGACAAUUGCUUUUAGAUUACUUUCUGUUCAGAGAAUCUCUAGCAGAAAUGUCAACCAGGUAGUCUGGUGGAUUAAGGAAUUAUGUAUGGCUACCUCACAUUGCAAAAAGAAAGAUCCUACAGCUGAGUCCAAGGUGUUUGAGACCAUCACUGAUCAUGAUGCCUGCAUACAUAAGAAAGAAAACUAUCUAUAUCAAGCUAUUGAUCUUUUCCAGAGACUUAUUCAGUUAAGUUUGUCUGUCAGUGAAGACCCUGAAAGCUGUGCAACUAAACUUGUUGGUGAAUUGCUUUUUGCCUACAAUCAACUUGAACAUCUUGAGUGCCGCACCAUCUUUUUACAGUCAAUUCAUUCCCAUUUGUUAAGAAGCAAGUUCCUUGAGAAGUAUCUUGAAGUUUAUUGUAAAGAUACAGAAGCAAAUCGAAACAUCUCCCAUUACAGUGGGAUUCAGAAGAUUGUCCAAGUGGACUUUGAAAGGCUCCCCCCAAAAAGAGACUAUCUUACAGAAGAGACCUCAGAGGCAAGGAAAUGCCAUGAAUGGCACAGAGGUCGGGAAGACUGUGAGGAAAUGAGCAUGGUUCUCUCAUACUCUCUUCAGAGUUACUUAUUUUCCCACCACAAGAAACUCCAGUGUUCACCAAAGAGAAUUCCAUUAACAUCUAAAGUAGAGGAAGAAUCUAAUAAAAAACAAGCUAACAGUCAUCAUCUUUCCAUUACUGACGUAGAUGAGAUUUGUAACAUGGGUGACAAAGUGGUGAUUAUGGCUGGGAGACUCAUGAGCCUUUGCCCUGAAGCUUCUUUGAAUGCAAGAACUAAUCACCUUAUUGAACUUUUGUCUGAUAUGAAGUUAUGGGAUCCUUGGUAACAUGACGAAACUCACAGUCUGUCAUCUUUCUUCAGGCUCCGAGUCAUUUUGGAUCUUUGGAUAUACUGGAAGAUUGCUAGUUUAAAGAGUCACUCAUCCUAUAUGCAUUCAAGGUUACAAAAAUACUUAAAUUGAUGGAGUAUGUAGGGGAAAAGGGGACUUUAACCGCCCAUAGACAAAAAUGGCCGUAAAAAGUAAUGAGACAUUAAAUUAUUAUGGUACCAUUUCCCAGCAUACAUAUUCAUAUGACCAAGAUCUGCAGAACGUAAUUCUCACUAGGUUUUAACUUAGUGUAUUCAACCUGUAAAUAUAAUAUAUAGAUUUGUAUCUUGGAGCUCUCUUUAAAUAUCAAGCAAUAUGGAUCUCACCACCAAACCCUGGUUUUAUAGGUUGAAACAUGUUUACAUAAACAACAUAAAUAAAAAACGAUGCAUUAUGCUGCCUGAAAUGUUUACCCGAUGAGAGCCUGAUUAUUUCAUUCCCAUGUAUCUUUGCGUGCCUAUGCACAUUGAUUGGGUACAGAAAUAAACAGAAAUAAAAGUCGGUCCAGUUCUGGAGUAAACAGUACCUGAUUAUUGCUGCUCACAUGAAACAACACUUUGGUGCGAGAUCUGUAAUAAUAGCAGUAGCUCCAGUUGUCAAGAGACAGUAUAAUAUAAUGCAAAUUCAGUAAACUUUAUUGUUACAGUUAGUUGGUCUUUUAGCAUCAUACAUGCAUCCACCAUCGUAAAUAUGCACAAUAUUAACUUGCAAGCAGAGGUCAAUUUUUCAGUACCUUCUCCCUUUCUCUUCUCUCAAGCAUUGUGCUUGUGGGGUCAGAAGGCUACUGGGUGCCCAUUCAUGUGCUUUGAAGCAAAGCCUGAGGGGCUGAAUUAAGCCCAUUUUCACAAAAACAGACCUAUGAGCGGGAUAAAAAGAAAGUAGUAAAAUAUAAUUGGAUACAUAUUUUAUAGGAUAAAAAGAAAGUAGUAAAAUAUAAUUAGAUACAUAUUUUAUAGGGUAACUUUAUAUGAACUUUUUGAAAAUAAGUUUAAUUUAUAGUUAAAGGCUGAAAAAAGGGAUUAAAUAAAAUA